UAAGUUUCAGAUAACUAUCUCAACCCCAGUUUCUUUUAACUUUUAACUAAAAUUCUAAUUUCUCUAAGAUUAGUGCUUCACAGGCACCAAGAACAGAAAGGCACACUUGUGUUCAGCCAACUUUGAAACCCAAGCUUAUCUUCAAGAGUGACCUAGCCCAAUCAAGCCAAGUUCAUAAUCUCUCUUACCUGCAGGUAUCAUUUUAAAAAGUGAACUCUCUUCUAUGCACUUCCCUAGAAGUUUUUGAUUAUGUUAACUGUUGUUAGAUUUAAACUAUUUCAAAGUUACUUCUGCCAUCCUGACUGUGGUUUUCCUUAAUCUGGGCCACAGUAGAGGUGGUUAAACCUCCUCCCAACCCAAACCCUGCUAUUAAGUAAGAGCAUCUACAGAUAUAGAUGUGACCAGAAGACAAAAUGAACAGUUUCAAACCACUAUGUAACUGAAGGACCUUGUGAUUGCCAAGUGCCCCCAAGUCCAAUCACGCUGACACGUGUGAUGCAUAUACCACCUUUAGCAGCUGUUCCAGGAACCAGGAUGGUUCCUGAAUGAGAGCAUCCCUUAAUAGUCACCCCAGCAACAGUUUAUUUAGAAAAUAUCUUUCAGCUAUGGAUUUAUAUAAUCAGAGUGCUAAAUAGUAUGAUCCUUUUGUUGUAUUAAGUAGCCCACAAAAUAAAAUACUGGCCUCUUUCAAUAGCAGUAAUUGAAAUGCAAAUAUGAAAUACAAAUGUGGUUUUCUCUCUCCACAGACCUGAGAGGUGCCUGUUUUUCAAACUGGGGGCUGACCCCCUUUAAACGUCUGCAGUCAGCAGAGAGUUGUAUGCUCCAUAUUUUAUUCCUUUCCUUCUAGAAAAACUCCUUUUACCUUCAGCUUUUUGUUUUAUCCCCAUUUUUCAGUUGCAUCCACCUAUUUUCCCUUGGUUUAUGCAUCCUUUGGACAGGGACUAAUUUUACAGUUGUGACUCAUCUGUCACAGGAGGGCUGUUCUAUGAUAGGAGCUCUCAAGCAUAUCUGCAAAACCAAAUAAAUAUGCAAAUAACUGCAAAAAUAAGUAACAACGAAACCAAAUAACCAAAACAAUGUUUGAGCAAUAAGGAAUUGCUUCUGGAUAUUUUGGGCCAGAUUAGGCACUUUACAGUCUGUCAUGAAGAAGGAUUUGACAUGAAUACAGCAGGGUCUUUGCAAUGUAGCAACUGAUGGAAAAAAACAUCAGGCAAUAUUUCAGUGUUACAUGCAAAGCAUUGCAGUCAGAGGAGAGCUAGUAAAUAUAAUCACUAAUUUUCUUCUUGUUGUUUCACUGUUGAAACAGAAGAAAAGAGAGACAAUCAAAAUAAGAGGAAAUGGACUUUUGUCUCUUAAUCACCUGCACUUAGCCAACUUUUAUUCCUAACAAGCAAAAUUUACUUUGGUAACAGUCCCCUUAAAUGCUGUGAAAUAAAUAAACUUUCAAAUGGAGUGUAAAAUUUACCUAAUAUUUUCAUGGCUCUUGGAAAUUAUGAGAUCUUUGAAACAAACACUUUCAUAUAACCAAUUCAUCAUAAAUUAAUCAUAACAUCACAACAGAACAAUCAAGAUGAAUUCAGUCAACUUUAAUGUAAAUGUAAUUUCUGGUUUUGUAGGUGCUCCAUUACAAUUGGUCUGCAUUUAAAUAUGAGUGAAUAGUCAUCGAAAAUGAAGUCUACUCUCACUUUUUCUCUCCAACAUAUCUUCUGGAUGUACAUAAUGUAACUUGAGUCCUGAGAGGAAUGGGUAUUGCUGCUCUGUCUAUGCCACUAGCCUGUACUAUCACAAACACACAACUUAGGAUUUUGUAUCUGGUCAGUCUGGUAUGAGUUUCAUAAAUGGAAAAACUUACAAAACAUACCCAGCUAAAUGAAAUUCUACAUUUUGUUUAAGUAAAAGAAAAAAAAAAAAAGUGUCAUAAAUUGCAUUUAAAAAUUCCCCCAUUUUUGCCAGAGGAAACAAAGUUGACCAGAGAAUGAAGAAAAUUCUGUGAAGGAAAGAUGCUUUGGCCCUAUGAUUAGACAUGGGGAUUUUUAAAAACAGCAUAGCAGUACUUUAAAGCAAAAAUGGUGAAAAAUAUUUAUUUUUAAGCAAGGUCAUGAUAUUAUUAACAUAGAACAUUCAAAAGGUUCUAAAUGUCCUCAUGGUCUCAGCCAUGAUGAGUUUCUGGUAAAUCCUGAGCCAUUCAUGCUGCUACAUGUUAUGUGUAUGGGCUCAUAGAGAUACCAGUGAAACCUUGGUGCUGCAUCUCACAUGGGGACAAAAUCUACCAAGAGACUGAAGCAGUUCCCUGCUGCAGGCAAAGGAGAGCCUGCAGAAGGUCACUCUGCAGGUUCAUGUUGGGAAAUUUGCCACAGGAAGGGACAGGGAGGAAUGAAGCAAAUUCAAACACACAAAAAUGAUGUUCACUGUAUGUAUAAUACUCAUGCAACACCCUUUUGCAUUUGUAAUACAGACUGCCUCGGGGGAGCUGGAGGAAGACUUUUGCAAGGAAUUAAAUUGUUCUUUUAAAAGACAAAAAAACUAUGUAUGAAUGAUAAAGGGCAUUGAGAUGACAGAAAUCAGUUACCUGUUCAUAUUCCACAUACUAGAGACACAUAUCACUGGAGCACAGAUUUAACCACUUAACCAAAAUUCUCUAUAGCUAUAGCAACUGCUCAAGCAUACCUCUCUUGCUAAAUCCACUUCUGAAAAUAAACAUAUCUUGUCAUUCUUCUAAAAUUUGCAUCUUUGCAUUCAUGCCCUUCAGUAUUUCCAUAAUAAACUGUCUAACAUGACAAUUAGAACAAUUCAUUAACAAUGUGUGCAUUUAAAUAUUGAUUAAAGUGUGUGUGUGUGUGGGUAGUUUUUGUUUGUUUGUUUGUUUCAAACAGGCUUUGGGGCAUGUUUGCAAAGUAAAACUGAGACCUGAUUUGGAAACACUAAUUAUAGGCUCUAUGAAUUUAAAUGAGCAGGUCCAAAAGUACAUGACCGUCUUUCCAUCUGUAGGAAUUAUUUGUGAGAUAAUCCUAACUCUUUUUGCUGAAAACACUGAAAUGUCAGAUAGUCAAAAGGUAAAAGUAUAAUUAUCUCAGUUUUUGUUUCAAGGAUUUAUAAAUCAAUAUUAUUUCACCUGAGUAAAAUAAGGAGUUCUGUUUCUAAGAGAGGCUCAAGAGCAAUCAGAAGUAGGGAAGCCAAGAGAACUGAACUCUGUUGUUUUAGUAACUACACCACUGGUGUUUAGCAACUAUUUGACCAGCAAUAAAGAUCUUGGAUAGGUGCCUCUGGGUUUUAAUUCCUAUUCAGUUGCAUUCAAUAAGUACCCUAUUCUAAUGUAACCAAAACAGGACGCAGGAAUUGAGUUUCUAGCUUUUCAUUCCCUCGGCAGGAAACCGUUGAUCUUUUUUCCAAAUAGCUGAAAACAAAGGAAAAUAUUCAGAGAAUGAAAAUGUUUGAGGUAGAGAAGAAGGUAAUCAUUUACAUAUGUGCAUUGAAAAGUUUUGAAAAUUAGUUUUGGAGCUCUGCUUGCACUUGCAUUCCUUCCCCGCUUAUUGCUGCUCUCUAACAGCAAACUUUGCUCAAUUCUGUCAGAGUCAACAGAAAAAAAAUACAAUAUCGCCCAGCAGAGUCAAGCAGCAGGAAAACAGCUUUGCCAAAAAAUAAAUCUUGCCCAAACAUACAUGAAGUAAUGAAUCCAAAUAGACACACAAAAGAAAAGAGAACAAUUCCUGCUAACAUCCAUCAUUCUAGCAAAUACUUGACAAUGAGGGGCAAGAGAGACUUACAGUUUUCCUCCAAGCCAUCCGAGGAGGGAGAAAAUGUGUACGAGACUGUAAGUUCUUCAAUGCUGGAGGCUGUUCAUUCCUUGAGAAUCCUCCCUGCCAAACCUCUACAAGAAUCUGAAUAUGCAGAUAAACGUUGCUUAAGGCCUUCAGGUACCACUUCCCCAACGAGCAAGAGCCCACCUCAGCCCCUUCAACACUCAGUUAUUCGCACAUUUGAUCCAGAGGAGAGAACACUGCCAAAUGUAAGAGGAGGAAGAAUGAAAAUACAUGGACACCAGGAGCCCACACCUCCCCCACGGCCUCCAAGGAUGCUGCCAAAGCAGUAUCAGCCCCUUCCUCCAGAGCCAAGAACAAGCAGCCAGGUCUUUCACAAGAGGAACACGGUCCGCCAAGAUCCCACCUUUCCAAUAUCAGCACAAGUCACAAGACAUUCAUCUGUUAGAGAAUCAAAUAUAGUACCUGGAAGAGACCAAGUUACAAGUUUGGGGAAGAAACCUGAAGUAUCUUUUCAACCACAACAGCAUACUCCUGAAGCCAGCCCUCAAUGUACAUGGAGCUCUAAAAACAUUUGCAGAUCAGGUUCCACAUUAAGUGUGGAUAAUUUGACAGUAAAGAAGCCACCACCUCCUCCAUCAUAUGCAACAUGCAAAAAUAAAUCAAAACAUUUGCUUGUGGAACAGGAAAUGCAAUCUCAACCCACUGAAAAGGAUUUAAACAAAUGUGAAUGGUACGUUGGAGAAUAUGAUCGCCAUAAAGCAGAGAAGAUACUGCUACAGAAAAACCUUGACGAGACAUUCUUGGUUAGAGAUUGUUCAAAGAAAUCAAAGGCUGAACCAUACGUUUUGGUUGUUUAUUAUGGAAGAAGAGUAUACAACAUCAAAGUCCGUUUUCUGGAAGAAAGCCAACAAUACGCAUUGGGAACAGGGCUCAGAGGAGAGUGUAAAUUUAAUUCCGUGGAAGAGAUCAUUGACUUCUACAAAUCCGUUCCCAUAACACUCAUUGACGGAAAGGAUCAGUCAGGAAACCACAGAGAACAAUGCUACCUCUCACAUCCAUUCAAGUCACGCUGACGUUUUCUGCCUUAUUGUUACUGAUUUAUCCGCACAGAUAUAAAUAGAACACUUAUUUAAAUGUCUCAAGAAUCAGAUUCACCUUUUGAGCAAGGAGCUCCCCAUAACAUAAUGAAGCAUUUUUCAGAUCUACUCUAUUAUUUGAUUGUUGCAUUUUCACUUUGAGGAUAUAAGUAAAGAAUAUAUCAAUUUAUAAUUCACAGGAAGGUGUUGAGGCCAACUCCUGGUAUCUUGACAAUGAAUGACCAAUUUGCUUAUCUUGUACUCUACUUUCUAAUUUAAGAUGAAAAUGAAACUUGCCCUUGCUUUAAGAUGAAAAUGAAACUCUCCCUUGCUUACCUAAAUGUCACUGAAACUCCAUUAAGUAGCAAAACCCAAUAAAGUAUACCAGCACAAUACCACAGUCAUUAAAUAAAUAUUCUUGCUUUUAAAAAUACACAUGAAACCCUGUGUGUCAGAGUUCUCACUGUCUAACAAUUUCAUGUGGUGUGCAUGUUUGCUCAACAACAAGCUGUGCUCAGCUGCCACUGAAGUUAAUGUCAGCUGAUGUUUAUAGGUAUUGGAGAUUUUAAAGCUGACUGUAAUUAUGUAAAUUCUAUUAUUCAAUGAGUACUUAUUAUUUAGUUUAAAGUAGCAGAUACUUGUAUUCCAUACCUGAGCCUUCACUUAUGUAAUAGGACCAUUAUGCAAACAGUCACUUUAAAUUCAUAUCAGGUGCAAAUGUAGAAAUAAAAAUUGUAAGCAGGAAGAGUAGAUGUACUUCAAAAUCAGCAAGAAAACACGCUUCAGUGUGUAUGAGCAAUAAACAUGAGAAUGUGAUUAUUUUUCCAGAAAAAAAAUGCAGAAAUAUUCAUUCACACAAUGUAAGUUUUGGAAGCCCAGCUAAGUUCUGUGUGUAUACGAAGGCAAACCAUUCCAUAUGCACAUGAAGGGAUUUUUCUGCACAGCAUCGAUAAUCUUCCCAACCUCACUCAGAAGUUUGACUUAGGUUACGUAAUAUACCUAGGUUAUAUACUUAGGUUAUUGUAAUAUACCAAAUAAUAUUGCAAUAUACCAAAAAAGGAACUUUCGUUACUUUAUCCUUAUAGAAUAGGAACAAGAAGAACAAAACCACUCAAGCCCAAAACCACAACAUUCCAACCCAAUUUAUGACAUUAUUAUGUAGUGGCACAAACUAGCUCUAAAAAAAUUUAACAAUUGAUUGUUAUUUUCUUGCAACCUUUUUAUUUCUCAAUGUUGCAUCAAAAGGGAAGAAAACAUCCACUGCAAAUUAUUUUCUCUCUAACUGAUGAAAGCAUUAAACUUGAAGGAAAUUGACAUAAUUUUAUCUGAUAAAAGUAACAAAACAGAAGCUGCUAAAAUAGAGUUUAGCAGAGUUCAUUAAAAAAAACGAUGACAUAACCUGCUUUAAGAAUUUCAUAACCACAAUACAACUUAACAUACAACAGGUUUUCGUGUUGAAACAAAAAAAAAAAUUAAAAAUAAAAACCUUAAAAAAACCCAAGGCUUAACAAUUUAGAUAACAGAUUAUGGCAGUGACAUACAGAGCUUUGCAGAUGUUUACUAAAGUAAACAGCAAACUUUCUUACAGAAGACAAGCAUUACUAGUAUCCUUAAACCACCCAGGGUUCACAAAGCUGAGCAGCAACACUUCCCCAUCCCCCCGGUACAGUUUUCACGAGCAAUGUUCUGAUUCUGCCAGUGACAACUCUUACAAAGCAAAUUCGAAACUAUUUAUUUGGUAGCUUCUAUGGAAACAAAAUUAAUUUGACCAGUAACCUGGACUGAAGGAAUUUAAACAAAGGAAUGCUAACCACUGGGUUUUUGUGUUAACCAUUUCAGUAUUUAUUGUAUAUGAUACACUAUAAUUUUAAAAUGGAAACUAUUUUCACCAUUGAAAAUGCAAAUAGCACUGUUAGGUUUGGCAUCAAAGUAUAUGAAGCGGAAAAAAAAAAAACCCUCUAGAGUACCCAUCUAAAAAAAUAUAAUUCCAUUUGAAUACAAAAUGAGAACUGUCAUUUCCUUAUUAUUGACAAAACAGGAAAAACAAAGUUUGUUCUGUGGAAUAGGUUAGUGUGAUACAAAUGAUACAAAAAUUUUCCACGUGUACACGAUGAAAAAAGAUCUGACUUAAAGCACCAGCUAUCACAAGGAUUUUAACACUGUAUUGCAAAAUUAUGGGAAAGAAAUAAGUGGUUUUGAAAAUAAACCUCAGUCAGAUGUAGUUUUAAAAUAUUUACAUUCCAAUGUAGAUAUGAUAAAUAUUUUAUCAAAACAAUGUAUAAUCUGCUGGAGUAGAUAAAAAAAUAUUCCCAGCUAAACUGUUUACAAAAAUGCACCAUCAGUGAAAAGAGUUAGGGACUACCAGUUUACCAGAGAAGUCCCAGUUCAAACAUAGAACACACAUCCAGCAUUAGAGUCAGUAUUGAUUUUCAUAUUUCUUAAACUGUAACACGUUAAUUGUAAGUAUGUGCUUCAAUAUACUUCAUUCUAUAUGAUUCUGAAAUUAUUUAGAAUUGACAAUACGAAGAGAAACAUCCACAGCUCACAUACAGAAACAGUAACUUCAGUGUCAUCCCAUCCCUUUUUUUACUAAAAAACUGCAAUUUGGCCCUGAUUUAGAGAAGUGUUUAAGUAACUGAGCAAUGUUUACACUACACUUAAGUCAGUAUGCAUCAGACAUAAUCUGUAACUAGGCACAUGCUUGUAUGAAUUUGAGGCCUACAAAAAAAUAAAUUGGAACAACAUCUAAAUUCAUAAGCAUGAAUGAAAGAUUGCACUGAAAAUGUGGUUCAACACUGUCAAUAUCAAAGCUGUGCAACAUGGCUUUUCAUUUUGAAAAGUCUUCAACGAGUUCCCCAGUAAACAAACUCACCAACUAGAGCUCUAACCAAAUACUGAGUCUGUAAAUGCUUCUAUCACACACAAGAUGGUAGAGGGUUUAUGUUUGGCUAAUACUAUUUGAGAACAGCCUUGAGGCCAUACAGAGUAGUGCUUUUAACUAUCAGCCCAAGCCUGAUGUUAUCUCUGGCUUGAUGGUACAGAA
Molecule: messenger RNA, 7880 nt
Organism: Catharus ustulatus (Swainson's thrush)
Lineage: Eukaryota; Metazoa; Chordata; Aves; Passeriformes; Turdidae
Gene: CLNK
Product: cytokine dependent hematopoietic cell linker
Exons: 17
Coding region: 3668-4834 (388 amino acids)
Biological process (GO): intracellular signal transduction; cell surface receptor protein tyrosine kinase signaling pathway
Source: RefSeq, a predicted model, not a curated record